Molecule: messenger RNA, 5861 nt
Organism: Carcharodon carcharias (great white shark)
Lineage: Eukaryota; Metazoa; Chordata; Chondrichthyes; Lamniformes; Lamnidae
Gene: armc2
Product: armadillo repeat containing 2
Exons: 18
Coding region: 349-3039 (896 amino acids)
Biological process (GO): sperm axoneme assembly; cilium organization
Molecular function (GO): protein binding
Source: RefSeq, a predicted model, not a curated record
UUACAUCGUGUACAGUUGCGAUUUUCACGAUUUAAAGUACCUCCUGGAUACACAAUGUUUACAUGAAGGAAAAGGCUGGUGUAAGGCGUGACGUCAUACCACGCACGUGCCCUCUGCCCGAGCACCGAUGACUUCACCUGACCCGGCCACGCCUGCGCCGUAGGGACCUUCCGAGCGUUCGCCGCGUGACGGUUGGUGCAAGAAAAACCCGACCCCAGCCAUAAACAUAAUUUUUAAAAAGUAUCGCUGAUGGGUUAAUUGCAAAUUUGGAGUCUUGGAAAUCGGAUGUUCCAGUUUCACAGAAACUCUGAAGCUUAAAUUUAUGUUUGUGUAUAUCGUGUAUAUCAUAUGGAUAAUUUUCAGGGCUGCUCAUCUGUUAUGGGAAGGAUGAAGUCUUCAAGGACUAAAAGCUCUGUAAAAGCUGCCACUGUGAUUGGAGGUUCACCAUCUCAACUGAAGACUAGUGCUGAGAUCAUUAGUGAGGCCCGUUCUUCAUUGAGAAUUUUAAAGACUCAAAGACCAUUUACUCCUAAAGAUGAUCAGAGGAAACUUUUUGGGUCUACCUCUUCCCGUACACCUGAGAAUAGACCUCCUUCUGCAUUCAGCCUCCAUGCUCGGAGUUUUGAAGGUAGUGAUUCAAGACCUAUAUCAGGAGCACGCCUCACCCCACUUGAUUUUAAACCAAAAAUUCCUACCUCUCCUUCCAAAGAUGAAGGGCCUCCUAUUCCAAAACCUCCAUUGGAUCCAAUAGAGAUUAAAAGAGUAAGCAAUGCUCGUGCACGCUUAUUUAAAGUAGCUUCUCAGGGAAAUCUUCUGCCUGACAAAGCAAUUCAUCCAGAAGAAACAAUAAAGAGGUUAAAUUCAGAUUCCUCGCUCAACAUUAAAGGCUUCUCACUUGAUGCUGAUGAAUCUGCCUUAUCACAGUUUAAUACAAAAGACUUAGCAAAUAAGAACACAGAAUGUGGGGGAGAAGAGAUGAUCUUGCCUAGCAGGAUGAGGGAACAUGUGGGCUUACUAUCAACACAGACCAGCCUUGGCAGCAAACAGAAUAAACAAGACAAUAGACCUUCCACCUGUUCUGACAGCACAGAAAUCAUCAAACAACAAAACAGAACAGGAUCAGCUAGUGGACCGAGGGCAUAUGAAGGAGAAACUGAAGAAGAAAUUCUGUACUGGAAUACGAAGAUCCAGCCUAUUCUUGAUGAACUUAGGCCUUUAAACAAUGGCAAUGAUGUGGAACAUCUCUGUAAAACAUGUUCCAGUCUCCAUCGUACAUUGCAGGAGGGGAACAUGCUGGGAAAAAUGUGUAAAAGGAGAGCUAUUCUUCUGAAAACACUGUAUAAGCUGGUGGAUGUUGGCUCAGAUCAGCUCUCCAUUCAGCUGGCUAAACUCAUACUAGCGCUCAAAGUAAGCGGCAAAAAUCUCCUUAAUAUCUGUAAAUUGAUGUUCAAAGUUAGUAGGAGUGAGAAUAAUGAUGUUCUAUUCCAAAAUGAUAAAAUUUUGGAUUGCAUGGUGGAGGUCUUCAGUUUUACAGAUCCACUUGGUAACAUCGAUGCUUUUUUAUAUUGUAUGGGAACCAUCAAGUUCCUUUCUGGAAACAUGAUCCUACUCAAGGACCUGCUCAACAAAGGUUUAAUUGAAACUUUAGUGCAAUUAAUGAAGGAGAUUAAUGAUGCCAACAGAACAAGUGAUACAUAUCUUUGCAGCUCAGGACACUUACUGGUCCAGGUCACUGCUACUUUGAGAAACUUGGCAGACCUGCCUCAGUCCCGGUCCAGAUUCCUAAGCACUGGAGCACUAUUGGAACUAUGUGUGGUACUGGAACAACACAUAACUGAUAAAGACAUCUGUACAAAUGUAGCCAGAAUAUUCAGCAAACUUUCGGCCUACAAUGACUGUUGCCUUGCUUUGUCAGAAUGCACCAGCUGUUACCAAUUAUUUUUGGCUAUCCUCCACAGACACCAAAGGAAGCAGGAUUUAGUAGUUCGUGUGGUUUUUAUUUUGGGAAACAUGACUGCAAAGAACAAUAAAGCAAGAGAGGAGCUUUAUAAGCAGAAGCACAGUGUCAAGACUUUACUGACUCUAUUUCAAACAUACCAUGAACUAGAUGUUAAAGUAAAAAUAUCCCCACCGAAAAUACAGAGCAAGAGUGAAAUGGAUGAAACCAGGAACCAGAGACCCUCUGAGGUGGAAGACAUCCUAAUAAAGUUGAUAAGAGUGAUUGCUAAUUUAUCCAUAAACACUGAAGUUGGCUCUGCAUUGUCUGGAAAUCAAAAUUGUGUGGAUCUUCUUAUCAAAGUACUAGAAAACAGAACAGUUGCUAAAUGUGAAGAACUGAUGAUGAAUGCAGCAGCAUCCAUCAACAACCUGUCUUACUAUCAAGUGAAGAACUCUGCUGUCAGGGCCAGGCAGCUGCAUAUAGCUGAGUUGUUGAUGAAACUUUUGUUGUGUAACAAUAUGGAUGCAAUCUUGGAGGCUGCACGGGUCUUUGGAAAUCUCUCUCGCUCUAAGGAGGUCCGUGACUUCAUUGUACAGAAAAAUGUGGAUAAAUUUAUGAUCACGUUGUUGGAUGCCAAGCACCAAGAUGUAUGUUUCGCUGCUUGUGGAGUACUUAUAAACCUUACAGUUGAUAAAAGCAAACGAUCCACACUGAAACAGGAUGGAGGGAUAAAAAAGUUAAUUGACUGCUUGAGAGACUUUGGGCCCACAGACUGGCAAUUGGCCAGCCUGGUCUGCAAAACACUUUGGAACUAUAGUGAAAAAAUAACCAAUGCUGUGUUGUGCUUUGGAGAGAAAGAGACUAGUGAACUGCUGGAACUCCUUCCUGCAUAUUUAGAGUUGGCAUUUGUCCUCUUCUAUGUCUUAGAUGAAGAAAUUGCAUUGGAUAUUGACACCAAUGGUUUUGAUGAAGGUCUGGUAGAACAUCAGAAAGUGUGCUGGGAAUCCGAGUUUGUACCUGUGGCUCGGCAGCUACUACAUAGGAUUCAGUGUCAUCAGAGCCACCUAGAAACUCUACCAUUCUCUUCACUUCAGGAUUGAGCCUCUUCAAUAGAUUUAUUCUAAUAUCUCUUUUGCAGGGGAAAACUUGAUUUCUGACCUGCUUAAUCCACUUGACCUAAAGUACUGAAUGUUGAAUCUUCAGCAAUAAUACAUGACCAUUGAAUGUCACAUCACAAUAGAAAUGCUUGGUUUGGAUUUGGUUUGAUAAUUUAAUUUACUUUAUGCACAACAAAAUCACAGUGCCUUGAAAGUAUAUUGUAUAAGAUUUAAAAAUUUAUACCACUUAAUGGCACUUUUCACAAUUAACUACCCAGUUUGUGGUGUUUGGCUUUUGUAAAUGGUUUUGUUUGUAUUAAUGUACAGUGUAAGAUACAGUAAUAGUCUGAUCUCUAAUGAUACAGUUUGGAAAACUUUAAAUAUAUUUUUGUACAUAUGAGUAGUUUUAAUUUUGAGUUCAUACAAAGUUUCUGUGACAUUUUGCUUUAAUUUGGGUAUCGCUUGUGUUUCUGUUCUUUGCUUUACAGGUAAGAGAAUGUAAUAAAAGUUCCAUAUUUAUGCCCUUAUGACAAGAGAUUCCCAGAGCAGUGAAUAAUACUGACAUAACAAGCCAUUUAGUGGAGAAAUAUAGGAUCACAGACCUUGAAAGUACAGAAGGUCAUACAAGCUCACACUUUGCUAGCUUUCUGAAAACCUAUCCUUUCAAUUCCAUUCCCUUGUUCAUUCGCUUCAACCUAUAAUAAUUUUCUUCAUAUUGACCCACUUUCCUUUUAAAAAUGAUCAUGGAUCUGUGUUCCAGGAGUUUCAAGUACGUAAUUUCCUAACAAUCCAAUGCAUAAAUAAAUUAUUCCUAUUCUCAUGUGUUGUUGCUUUGAUGAUGUCUGACUGACUAUUACAAAAAGAUCCUUCCCUUAUCAAAACCCAUGUAUGUUCCCAGAAUCAGAAUGGUUUUGUUUUACUAUGUGCCCAAGUGGCAAACUGGCUGUGUACAAAGAAACAGGUUUAAGCAAAAAUAAUUCUCAAGAGAACAGGGAUAUGUAACAAGCUUUGCUCAAUACAACAAGGGCUGCUAACAGAGCAGCCAAAAUGUCAGUGGAAAAACAGGUCAUGGAUCAAGGUAGUAGCUAUUGCAAAACCUCUUUUACUUAUGUUAUGAGACUAUGGAUUGCAAAAACGAUUUUUCAUGAAAAAUUAAUGUCCACUCCUGGUCGAUGCACUAGAUUUAAAUGGCUAUUUUACAUCAUCUUUGGGAGAAGAUGGUGGUGUAGUGGUAAUGUCGCUCACUGGACUGAUAAUCCAGAGACCGAGGUUUAUGCUCUGGGGACAUGGGUUAAAAUACUACCACAGCAGCUGGUGGAAUUUGAAUUCAGUUGAUAAAUCUGGAAUAUAAAGUUAGUCUCAGUAAUGGGACCAUGACAGCUAUCACUGACUAUUGUAAAAAACCAUCUGGUUCCCUAAUACCUUUUAGGGAAGGAAAUCUGCUGUCCUUACCUAGUCUGGCCUACAUAUGACUCCAGAUCCACAGCAAUGUGUUUGAUUCUUAUCUGCCCCCGAAAUGGCCUAGCAAGCUACACAGUUCAAGGACAAUAAGGGAUGGUCAACAAAUGCUGACCUUGCCAGUGACACCCACACCCCUUGAUAGAUUAAAAAAGUCUUCACUCCUGUCGAUGAUGUUCAGUUGCUAUUAACACACUAUUGACAGUAAAGUUAGAAAUGCUAAAGUAACUGCUGAUGUAAUCCUGAUAGAAUAAGAUAGGGUUGAUCCCUCGAGUGUGCUCAGGCUGAUGGAGCUAUGCUAAAUGAGCCCCUUACACAUGGCCAGUUUGUCACUUUGGCUAUAUUUUAACAUGUGCCCUUCUCACUCUAGGGCCAUCUCACAACAAUCAGGGGAUUGUUUUCAUGGACAGGAAAGGCUAAUGUACUAACGUUUUAAAAAAGACAAGUCACAUUUGGGAAAUUAUAGCCCCGUUAGCUUGAUUUUAAUUCUAGGUAAAUUGCUCGGAUCAUUAGAUAUUUUGUAUGAUGAUCUGGACAGAGAAGAGAUUAUUAGAGACCGAACAUGGUUUCUGGAAAGAGGGACAUGCCUCGCCAACCUGGUUAAAGUUUCUUGUGAAGGUUACUGGAUUGCUGGGUGAAAGUAACCCGGUUGAAACGUUACUAUUAGAUUUUCGAAAAGCCUUUCGCACAAUAAUCUAAUUUAUAUUAUAAGAAGCUGUGUGAUUGGAGGGCAGUGUCAUAUUGAAGGUGUACGAACAAACCAAUUUUAGUUCUUAAUUUUUUUUGAAGUCAGAAAGGAAGUGCAGCUGCUGUUCUUAAGGAAGCAGCUGCAAUUUAGAGCGUUCACUAUGUUGUGAAAUACUCUGCUCGACUGGCUUUUUGAUAACUGUAGUACCAAAAGUUUAACACCUAUUUUAGAAAUACAUAUUGGAUAAAUUUUAUAUCUCUUGCACUUGCCUGCUCAUGAUUUGUGUCUCAUUUGCUGCAAGGGGCAGAAAAUUGAACCAUGGAGUUUAAGAUAUAGGCAGAGAAACAUUAAAUUGUAUCAUUUUAGAAAGUUGUCAACAAACUAAUUUGGUGAAGAAGGUUCGUAAAAAUUUUCGGUUGGGGAUGUGACUUUUUUGGGCGACAUGGAGUAUUUUAACAUCUGUUAACAUUAUAUCACUAUCACUUUGGGCUGAUACCUUUAAGGACGCAUAUCCUAAACUGAUGUCAAUCACUUCCACCUUGACUCAGGACUUAUUAGUCCCAUGGCUUGUAUUCAGUCUACCGCAUCAGAUAAGAGAAGACAUGUGUACUUAGCCUCAUAGUUAACAUUAUUUUUAUAUAGUCUUAUCUUCAAAUAAAGAACCCAUUUAUUGUUUCAC